Molecule: messenger RNA, 3939 nt
Organism: Seminavis robusta
Lineage: Eukaryota; Bacillariophyta; Bacillariophyceae; Naviculales; Naviculaceae
Source: the annotation of a GenBank genome assembly
AUGUUUUUUUCGAAUACGUUUCGACGGUUCCUGUGCUUUUUUGCACUCAUGGUAUUACCGAUGAAUAUCCGUAUCAUCACCAAGAGUUCGACUGUGGUACAAGAAUGGGUCGACCAAGAACCCAUGGUCUGGGGAAUGGCCAGCCGAAAUUCCAGUCAGAAUAAUGAGACCGCUGUGUCGUCGUCGUCGUUGUCCUUGGAUAGUAUCGGCAGUUUGCUCGCUCUUGGUGGUGGCAGCAGUGAAGCAUCGAAUACUCCAACAAUGAAAGAAGAAAAAGAAGAACACAACAACAACAAUAUACCCCCAAGAAGUGGUGGUUCAGCAGUGUCCAUUCCCUCCGUAGAAGACCCCAACUCUUUUGCUGGCUGUUUGCAGAUUAUGGACGACAAUCACUUUCUAGUGGAAUGGCUGGCAUAUCACUACCAUGUCAUGCCCCUCCGUCGCUUGAUUGUCUUUCCCGACCCCAACUCUAAAACCAGUCCAGCACACAUUCUACACCGAUGGAAGGAUCGCAUCAACAUUACCAUUUGGGACGACGAAUUAAAAUACGUCUAUCCAAAAGGGUACUCAAAACCACGUCCUCCCACCAUUAUACUCCGUCAUCGACAACGCCAACGACAAUUUGUCCGUCGAUGCAUCCUGGCACUCCAAAAAGAAGGACGCGAAUGGCUCUUUUUGACGGAUACUGACGAAUACAUUACCAUUAAUGAUCGGGUCCGCAAUCCACGCGAUCCCUUGUCGCCCGUUAAAUAUGCCCCCUCCAAGAAUGUCACCCUUCCAUCCCCGGCGUUAUCCGGAUCGGUAUUGCAAUUUAUCCAAAACAAGGAUAUCAUGUAUCCGCACACACAACAGCAUUUGUGGAACAUUUCCUGUCUCACCAUUGCCCGCAAAGUCUUUGGCACCAAGGAACAAAAGAAUCUGCAGCCAUUGCACGGAAAAUUUGAUCCCUAUCACUUUCAAACCCUGCGAUGGCGGAAAUACGGCAAUGUUCGAAAACCCGGCAAAUCCAUUCUCAACCUGAAACGGUUGGACGAUCUGGGCAAACACAAUAGUGUCAUGGGAUCCGCCCCCAGCAUUCAUCGACCCCUCGACGAUGCCGUGUGCCAGGGCAAAAUGUGGUUGCCAGAAGAGUUGAGUGUCAUUGUCGCCAAUCACUAUCCGGGAACGCUGGAACAAAUGCUAUUUCGGACCGACGAUGCGCGUGGGGCCGAUGACAAUGUCACAGCCUAUCGCAUCAAACGAUUCAAGGAUUACCAAAAGCAUUCCAAUGUGAAAGAAAGUGACAAUGUUCGACAGUGGUUGUCGGGAUUUAUACAGUCCGUGGGAGAACCAGAAGCCCAACGAUUGUUGCAGCAUGUGGGACAACCCAAAGAGGCCAGUGGUCUGGACGACAACGACGAGUCGUCGGUGGUGGCUCCAAAAUCAAAAGACGAAACGACAGGAACUGAGGAGGCAGCAGAAGAUACCGAGGAAGAGGAUACCACGGAAGAUGCCGAGGAAGAGGAUGCUGAGCAAGCCGAGGAAGAUGGUACAGCAGAAGAUACCGAGGAGGAGGACGGUACAACAGAAGAUGCCGAGGAAGAAGGUUCUGGAGAAGCCGAAGAAGACGGUACAACAGAAGAAGAUACCGAGGAAGCUGGAGAAGAAUCGGAGGCUAUCGCGAAUGAAACCGAGGAAGAUGCUCCUGCAGAAGAGUCGGGUGACUUGGAAAUUCCAGAAUCGACAAUUUCCGGCGACCCGUCAGAGGUCAAGCAGACGGCGGUGGCAACAAAAACAACAACCCAGCCCAUGACAAACCAUUCCUCGUCGACCAUUGUAUCCAAGGAUGACCCAGAAUCCUUUGGCGCUUGUCUCCAAAUCAUGGAUGACAAUCACUUCUUGAUUGAAUAUUUAGCAUAUCACUAUCAUGUCAUGCCAUUGCGAAGACUGAUUGUGUUGGCGGAUCCACAUUCUGCUACUUCACCGGCUCCAAUAUUGGAACGCUGGAAGGACCGCAUUGAAAUCACGCAAUGGUUUGAAAAGGAUGUCUUUCCAUAUGGUAUUCCUCCACCUCCAAGCAAGCAUAAGGUCCAAACCAGAGUAGGUCAACACCGGACUCGACAACGAACGUUUGUGAAGAAGUGCAUGCAAACACUCUUCAAAGAGGGUCGUGAAUGGAUUGUUCUCACCGACACCGAUGAGUACACGUACAUUGGUGACAGAGUUCGUAAUCCAAAGGACAAAUUGUCGCCUGAAAAGAGUAUUGGGAAGUCUCUGGAGAUACCAACGCAACGAGAACCAGGGUCCAUUCUCAAGUUCCUACGAAAUCCAGACUACGUUAUUCCGCUCACCCAGAUGAACCUGGUAGAUAACCCUUGCAUCACAAUGGCCCGGAAGACGUUUGGUACCAGGACACUGAAGGGAGCGAGUGCCAAUCCAGUUGCAGGCUACAAGAAUGCCCAGUUCCAAACCUUUGCCUGGAGGUAUUGGCUGGACGAAGGAAAGCCAGGCAAGACGCUCGUCAAUUUGAAGAAAAUACGGCUUAAAGAUAUCCCCCACUCUCCCAGCGUGCACCGUCCCUUUGAAAAAGAGGGACCCAUCUGCAAGGGACCAAUCUUCAUGAAUGAGCACAAGAGUCCUUUUGUGGUGAACCAUUACCCCGGGAACCUAGAACAGAUGCUUUUUCGUGUCCAUGACUCUCGUGGCAACCACACGAACGCUACGGAAUAUCGGACGGAACGGUUUAAAAACCUCAAAAAGAUAAAGAAGAACACUGAAUCGGAAACGAUUUUGGAAUGGCUUCCGGGGUUUGUUGAGACUGUUGGCGCACAAGAGGCCGAGAGGUUGUUGAAGGACGUUGGAGAUCCUCAUCGUGCUGCUGGGAUAUCACCUAAUGACUCAUCUCAGCAAUCGAGAAGUGUACAGGGGCCAGGUGGCGAACCGGCAAGUAAGCAACAAGCAGAAUCCGCAUCGCUGUCACCAGGUGGCGCUCAAGGAAGCAACGAUGCCGGUCCCUUUUCCGCGUGUUUGAUAAUCAAUGACGACAACCUUUUCCUUCCCGAGUGGUUGGCAUUUCACGCACAUACACUGCCGCUACGGCGUCUGAUUAUUUUGAAUGAGCCUGGUUCGAGGACGUCUCCCAAAGCGAUUCUUGACCGAUGGUCUACUACAAUGGAAAUAACGCUGUGGGAUGAAGUCGAUAUUUAUCCCAAGGGACUUCCAACUAGAGAUAAUGAGGACUGGCUCAGAAAGGACCGCCAGCAGCAAUUCACAAAGCACUGUCUUCGAAAACUUCACCGAGAGGGGCGUGGCUGGACGACUGUGACUGGUGUCAACGAGUACACGAUGAUUAACAACCGAGUACGUGACCCAGAAGACAACUUGUCGCCGCAACAGUACAUUGGAAACUAUGCCAAGAUUAAACUUCCGACAAAUGAAGAGCCUGGGUCUGUCUCGAAGCUCUUGGGGCAAGAAGGCAUGGUGAUUCGCCAUACUGGACAGCCUUUGAUCGACAACCCUUGUAUCACAAUGGCAAGGAAAACAUUUGGCACCAAACCACCCCCUUCACCAGAACUUGUCGUCGCUGGCUUUAAUGCGUCUCACUUUCAGACUCUAUGUUGGAGAUACUUUGAUGACGAGGGAAAGCCGGGCAAGAGCAUGGUCGACCUUCGUCAAAUCAAUAUCGACGAAGUCACAAAGAGCGCAUCCAUCAAUCGUCCAAUAACCGGCGACAUUUGCAAGGGAAGUCUCCGACUGAGCGAGAGGCAAAGCUUGUUUGUGGUCAAUCGAUACCCUCACACUCUGCCGCAUGCUGGCAAACUGAAAACCGUGGAAUUAAAGGACGAGAUAUUGGAGAACGACGCCACUACGGCAUGGCUGUCUGCCUUUGUAGCUUCCGUUGGAGAAGAGAAAGCAAGGAGCCUUUUGGAAACUGCUGAUCCCACUGCUGCGACAGCAUAG